AUGCAUUACAAGAUUGUCAGAGCCAUCAGCGGUGGCCUCGCUGAAGAGAGGCCUGGAUAUCUCUUCUGCCUCCCGGAACACGGCUUCAAUCGAUCGUCAGUGCAUGGCAGCCUGCUUCACCCGCUGACUGCUGCCAAGCUGGACUCCUCCGAAUCCUGUGAGGAGGCUUCCAGAUACUCACAUGCGUUCCCCAGUGAUCACCAAGUGCCCGCUAGUCACCCUACACCCCAGUACAAUGAGACACAUGGAAAAGCAGCAGAGGGCACCCCUCAGUUCAAAGAUGUUUCUACAAUCACAGACGUGUGCACCAGCUGGGAUGUCCCGGAGCUGGAGAUCAUCAGCCUUCUGCAGGCAAAGCUCCCUCACUACACUCUGCGCGCAAACACCAUGUUCGGAUACGACCACGACGACUGGCUACACACUCCGCUACUACCGCCUGACCUGCCCUUCCAUCUUACCCCUGAACAGAUAGAAGAGACGCUGAAGUAUUUCCUGCUGUGUUCCGAGCGAGUUGGCAGAAUCACCAAGACCUAUCGGGACAUAGAUGCUGUGACCACUCUGCUAGAAGAGAAAGAGAGAGACCUCGAGCUGGCCGCUCGUAUUGGCCAGUCUCUUUUGAAGCAGAAUCGAGAACUGACAGUACGGAAUGAGUAUUUGGAGGAGCAGCUUGAGGCCACUAAAGAGGAGGUGCAUCAGCUUCGUCAUGAAGUCUCCAUGCGGGAUGACCUUCUCCAUCUGUACACCAGCAACUUGGAAAGCGAGUCCACAUCUGCCACUGCUACACCACUGCGUAGAAACCAAUCUUCAUUCCGUCUUGAGCACAAUGUCCAGCUGGAUUCUCUCCAACAGAAGCUCAAGAGUCUAGAGGAAGAGAACCAGAAGAUGCGUAAUGAGGCCAGCCUCAUCCUUGAAACAACGAAUGACUAUGAAGACCAGGAGAGUUCAUUAAUGCUGGACUGCGUAGAACAAUUCUCGGAGGCCAGCAGGCAGAUGGCACUGUUGGCAGAGGAAUUGGCACGCAGGGGUGAAGAUGCAGCCCGGCAGCAAGAAGAGAUCAGCCAGCUUCUAGCCCAGAUCGUUCACCUGCAGCAGAAGUGUCGCAAUACCUCCUCAGAGAAUGAAGAACUUCACCAACAUCUAUCUAUUGUGAGGGACAGGGAAAGCUUGCUAAAAACUGAGUUUCAAGACCUUCAGGAAAAGCGCAGGGAAUGUCAGGAGAUGCUGAACGAGGCACAGGAGGAGCUGAAGAACCAAAGGAACCGAAGCCUCCCCAACAGCACCAUCAGCAGAUACAGCACACUGAACAUUUUCCCUUUGGAUUCUUUAGCAGCAGAGAUUGAAGGAACAAUGAGAAAAGGGAUUGAUUCCUCUUCAGAAUUAAAGAGCUACAAGCGUGUCUUUGAGACCGUGAAAGCAGCCAACCUAGUGGUAAGGUCUCGUGGUCCUUCACAGUGGCCGUCCGCUGCUCCAAGUCGUGUGGGCACUCCUCCAAUGAGCUUCUACGAGUCUGAGGGUUCCAGCUUAAUGCAAUUGGAGGAAGAGACUUUACUGCCAGAAGGAGAGAAGGAAUCUUCUGUUGCUGGGGAGAAGAAGUUGGGAACACCCGGUACACCUGGAGGACAUGACCUGGCCGCUGCACUUCAGAGACUUCGGGCUCAACAAGAAUCCGACUCUCCAGAUUUAUUUGAAGAGAGGGAGCACAAGUUGCAACGACAUGGAGAAGGCUCCAGUGGAUUCCUUACACCCAAUGACAGCCUCCUGUCCACUGGUACCAAUUAUUCUGGCAUUUCUGAAGCCAGUGGCAGCUCUGGUCUGUCUUUGGGAUCAAGAUGCUACCUACCUGAGAAGCUGCAGAUUGUCAAACCACUGGAAGGUUCAGCGACCCUCCUGCACUGGCAGCAGCUUGCAAAGCCAAAUUUAGGUGGCAUUUUGGAUCCCAGGCCGGGUGUUCUCACCAAAGACUUUCAGAAACUGGACCAUGAUGUAGAGGAUGUCUACAACCUCAAUGACUUUGAGGAAGAUGACCUGGAACCAAUGUAUUUCCAAGCCAGGGUGACCUCCACUCCUACCAAAAACAGGGAAAAGAACAGCAAUUCCUUGUGUGUUUCAGUGUUCAGUUCCGCUAACAACCUCCCCCAGACACCAUCUACGUUCACCAUAACCACAUGUCGUACCCCGCACGUUCUGCAGGACAUUACAAUGGUCACAUCCAGUCUUCGUAAUACACUCCUUCCUUCGUGUGGAAGCCUUGAGAGCAUAAGUUCCCUAAAUCUAGAUACUCAAAAGGACCAACCAGUAACCUCUGCCACAGCAAGCCAUGAACAGACUGGCUCUGGACGCAACACUCCCAUGGGACUAGUUACCCUGCUUAAGGAACAUGGUAUAUCAUCUGCCACUGCUGAGCCCAACAAGUUGACCACAUCAGAAGAUGAAAUUAGACCACCUGUUCCAGCUGUACACUCUUCUUUCUUUCCAUUGGUUUGGGGUAGAACAUUGAGGGGUCUGGGUUUUGGAAGAUCAUUUGUGGAUGGGGCUAGAGUGACUAAGACAUCAGACUCUGCUCCAGUCCAGAAAAGCAUCUUUAGCCUGAACUUGGUGGGACAAUUACAGAGGCUUGGCUUGAAUCGGGUUGUUGAAAGGGGUAUUGUGUCUUUCCAGAGCACAACAGGGGACGAAAAACCUCCAAGCUAAAUUCACAUCAACAAAGGCCCAACAAGGCAGCAUGAGAACGUACGGUAAAAACUUUGCACUGAGUGGACUUUCCAGGAUGUGUACAGAAGAUGAAGAUUCCUGGAAUAUGAAGACCACAGACCCUUGUU
Nanorana parkeri is the source of this 2819-nucleotide messenger RNA. Its product is annotated as trafficking kinesin-binding protein 1-like. The transcript is spliced from 17 exons. The record is from RefSeq and is a predicted model, not a curated record. Gene Ontology annotation, molecular function: signaling receptor binding. Lineage: Eukaryota; Metazoa; Chordata; Amphibia; Anura; Dicroglossidae. The coding region runs from base 1 to 2691 and encodes 896 amino acids. Gene Ontology annotation, cellular component: dendrite. Gene Ontology annotation, biological process: anterograde axonal transport of mitochondrion; neurogenesis; neurotrophin TRK receptor signaling pathway.